This is a messenger RNA of Tigriopus californicus, 2128 nucleotides long. RefSeq lists its product as uncharacterized. The transcript has 11 exons. The coding region runs from base 32 to 1942 and encodes 636 amino acids. NCBI's taxonomy places the organism in Eukaryota, Metazoa, Arthropoda, Copepoda, Harpacticoida, Harpacticidae. The record is from RefSeq and is a predicted model, not a curated record.
AAGGGCGAGAAUUGAACCAGACGAUCUCACCAUGGUCGUCCAUGGGAUUUUGGGAGUGGCAUUGCUCGUUUUUACUACAAAUCAAGAUGUGACUGCUCAAAGUAUCAACAAUUAUAUUCCGUAUUAUGAGAAGCCGACAUAUAAUUGCACCAUCCCAAGAGUGGUUCAAGGUGAAUGGUACUCCAGAGAAAAGAAUCUGGAUACAGUCACCAUCAUCGACGCCUCUCAAAUGCAACGAAGGGGUAUUUGUGUGGAGCACGAGACGGAUUACACGGGAAAAUACACAUUCUUGUUCUCCGAGAACCCCAAAGACAGGAGCUUGUGCUACCAUUGUGUACGGAUUUAUGUCCGAACCGUGAAUAUCCUGGAAAAACGAGAGACUGGAUGCGUAAAUCUUCCGAGUUCCGAGGAACCCACGUUAGAGAAUGUCUGCAGUAGACUCAAUCCACUUUCCCAAAUCAUCACUCUCUUUGCCGAGAACUACACGCCCAUCAACUGCCGAUCGUCGCUGGAAGGAGUGUUCCAUUUUGCUUAUCAGAAUCGCUUCUCCUUCACUGGGGAAUGUCGUCACCCUGAGCAACAGAUUCACAGUUGCCAGGAUGUGGGCUCUCAGUUCUUGAUUGCCAACCAGAAAUUCAAUCUGACCUAUCGAAAAUGCGAGGGCAUGUCUUGGACAUUUGAUGGAGUGGUGGAGUAUAGUUGCCUCGGCGAUUGGUUUGUUGGUAAAGAUCACUUUUUCGCUGUGGCAAAUACCAAAGAAUCGAGGAAAGACGAGAAGUUCCGAUGCUUUUUGAAAAACAGGGAGGACGAUUACUAUUUGGGAGCAUCCAUUACACCGGAGUGCAAUGUUUUAAAAACAAUUGAAAAGUCUCCAGAGCGAUACCGGCUCAAACCCGUUCGAUCUCAAACUGUGGAGCCAGGAUGUCUCCUUCCCGAAAAUUUCACUGGAGAGUGGAUCAACACUGCCAAUAUCGAUGCUGAUGUGUGGAUCAAUUCCACGCAUAUCGUGGAGACUUGGCAUCCCGAUGUGAGCCGUUGGCGAAAGGCCAUUUACAUUUGUAUGGAACAAAGGGAUUCCCGCUUUAUGAUGGCUCGGCUCACAAUCGAUGGAUGUCAAGUGGACUAUCAGUGUUUUGACUUUGUUCCACGGCAUCACAAUGUCAUCCGAUUUCGCAAAGGAGUGGCCAUGAUCAUGAAUGACUUCCAUACCGUGUGCUCGUGGGUCCAGUUUAAAAAUGAUGUUCGGUGGAAAUACGACCUAAUGUUGAGAAAGGAUCCGGUUCCAAUUAGGUGUCCAGUGGCCGGGGCCUUCAACUUCACCCAGCAGGGCGAUUUCCAGUUCCAGACUCGGAUUUUGGGUGGUAUAACCAAAGAUCCGCGCCACGACGUUUGGGGUCGGACCGGCCAGUUUUCGUGCAAGCAAAACAUCUCCAGAUUGGCCGUUUGUGACACGGACCAAAAAGAGAUCACGAUUGAUGAGACCUACUGCUGGUCUACAGAUCACUUGGGUCGACCUAUUGAUAUAUAUUCUGAAGCGGAUUAUCGUAUGCAGUGCAUUGGCUACUGGAAGGAGAAUCUGAAGUCGUAUUUGAUCACUUACGAUCAACUUGAUGCUUUUACCAAGUACAGGUGUUGGGUUUAUCAAAGAGCCGACUUGAACAAAAUGCUCAUGUCCAUGUCUGUGGGCCCGUAUUGCGAUUUGGCGCAAGAUGUUGAUAGUGGAAACUGGACGGAAGGAGCGGUGGUCAGCCUGGUGAUGGACGAGAAUGAGCGUGAAUUUGAUCGAUGUCCCAUGUAUUUCAACGAUGGCGAGGAUCCAUGGAAGGUCGAGGAAAAUCACAUUAGAGUCUUCAACUUUAAUGACGAGAGUUCUGGGGCCAACUUGACUGGUUCCAUUAUUUUGAUUGUGGCCUUGGCUUUGGGCGCAUCUCAAAUCAAAUGACUCCAAUACCGAGUUUUGGCUUUCACCACGAUCUUAAAGCUUCUCAGAAAGCGGGCAUUCCACGGAUGUGUUUGUGUGUGAACAGAUCAUUGUUCAUUUCGAGAGGGUAAUUCUUUCAUCCCUAAACAUAGAGUUGUUUACUGGCUCUGCAUGAUACAAAAAUAAAGAUUAUCUUGUAUGACGUGA